Messenger RNA from Raphanus sativus (radish), 1195 nucleotides. RefSeq names its product glycosyl hydrolase 5 family protein-like. Lineage: Eukaryota; Viridiplantae; Streptophyta; Magnoliopsida; Brassicales; Brassicaceae. Gene Ontology annotation, molecular function: hydrolase activity, hydrolyzing O-glycosyl compounds. The record is from RefSeq and is a predicted model, not a curated record.
AGAAACACACAACAACAAAAAAUGACUAGAUCCAUCUAUUUGUGUAUCUCCGUCUUCUUAUUCAUUUCUUGGAUUCCAAAGCUAAUCACAAGCUACCCUCUCUCCACAAAAUCAAGAUGGAUCGUGGACGAGAAAGGCCAAAGAGUGAAGCUAGCCUGCGUGAACUGGCCGGCGCAUCUCCAGCCCGCGGUGGCUGAAGGGCUAAGCAAACAACCAUUAGACUCCAUUUCCAAGAAGAUUGUCUCAAUGGGAUUUAACUGCGUUAGGCUCACUUGGCCUCUUGAUUUGAUGACUAAUGACACAUUGGCUCUUAAAGUUACCGUCAAACAGUCUUUUGAAAGGUUGAAUCUGCUUGAUGAUGUUCUUGGCAUUCAAACUCACAACCCCAAAAUCCUUAACCUUCCCAUAUUCAAUGCAUUCCAGGAAGUGGUAUCGAACCUUGGACAAAACGGAGUGAUGGUGAUACUAGACAACCACUUGACAACGCCAGGAUGGUGUUGCAGCGACAACGACCUCGACGCUUUCUUCGAAUACCCUAACUUAGAUCCCGCCAUCUGGGCCAAGGGAUUGAGCAAGAUGGCUACUCUUUUCCGCAAUGUCACUAAUGUCGUUGGCAUGAGCCUUAGGAACGAACCACGUGGCACCAGAGAUUUCCCUGACCUCUGGUUCAGGUACAUGCCAAAAGGAGGAGAAGCAGUACACGCCGCAAACCCUGAAGUAUUAGUCAUCCUCUCCGGCAUCGACUACGACACAAACCUCUCUUUCCUCCGUGACCGUUUCUUCAACGUCAGCUUCACUAACAAACUCGUCUUCGAGCAACAUUGGUACAGCUUCUCCGACGGCCGAGACUCGUGGAAGAAACACAACUCUAACGAUUUUUGCGCAAAAAUCAUCGAAAAAGUCACACAUAACGGAGGAUUCUUGAUGAGUAGAGGCUUUCCUUUGUUCUUGACUGAGUUUGGGGCUAACCUGAGAAGCGGUGACGUUAGCGGAAACCGGUAUAUGAAUUGUCUGGUGGCUUGGGCUGCGGAGAAUGAUUUGGAUUGGGCGGUUUGGGCGUUAACCGGAGAUUAUUAUUUGAGAACCGGUCAAAAACAUAUGGUUGAGACUUUUGGCGUUUUGGAUCCUAACUGGAAAGAGGUCGCCAACUCUACUUACUUGCAGAAACUCUCCGGAAUUCAACUUCCAGUUAGAG